Molecule: messenger RNA, 3289 nt
Organism: Mesocricetus auratus (golden hamster)
Lineage: Eukaryota; Metazoa; Chordata; Mammalia; Rodentia; Cricetidae
Gene: Dcp1b
Product: decapping mRNA 1B
Exons: 9
Coding region: 26-1789 (587 amino acids)
Biological process (GO): deadenylation-dependent decapping of nuclear-transcribed mRNA; positive regulation of catalytic activity; deadenylation-independent decapping of nuclear-transcribed mRNA
Cellular component (GO): P-body
Molecular function (GO): enzyme activator activity; mRNA binding
Source: RefSeq, a predicted model, not a curated record
GCCGGGCUAGAGGGCGGGUGGGAAGAUGGCGGCCACGGCGGCUAGUGGGCUGCCCGGGAAGGGGCAUGAUAUCAGCCUGGCUGCCCUGCGGCGCCACGACCCCUGCAUCAGUCGCAUCGUGGACGUGGCCAGCCAGGUGGCUCUGUACACUUUCUUCCAUCAGGCCAACAAAUGGGAGAAGACUGAUGUGGAGGGAACCUUAUUUGUUUAUACAAGGUCUGCCUCUCCAAAGCAUGGAUUCACCAUUAUGAAUAGGCUCAGCAUGGAAAACAGAACAGAACCUAUUACUAAAGACCUGGACUUCCAGCUCCAGGACCCUUUCCUUCUCUACAGAAAUGCCACAUUGUCCAUUUAUGGAAUUUGGUUUUAUGAUAAGGAAGAGUGCCAAAGAAUUGCAAGACUGAUGAAAAACCUCACCCAGUGUGAACAGUUGAAAGCCUGUCAUGGAUCUGGAGCAGAAUUCUCCCCAGGGACCCUGAGUUCGGAAGAGGGCAGAGGAGUGGAUAUCUUACAGAUGCUCACCAAGGCCAAAGAUGAGUACACUAAGUGUAAGACCUGUUCUGAGCCAAAACAGAUAACCAGUUCUUCUGCCAUUUGUGACAACCCUAAGCUUAUCAAACCUGUCCCCGUGAGACCCAGUGGUAGCCAGAGGCUACAAGAAACCCCACCCAACAAGACCUCGGACCCUGAGCCCCAACACUUGUCUUUGACAGCUCUAUUUGGGAAACAAGACAAAGCACCGUGUCAUGAAACUAUGAAACCCUCUGGGACAUUCACCCACCACCACCACCAUCACCACCACCACCACCACCACCACCAGCAAGAGCAGCUUCCCAUUCAUCAAGGAGUUGCAUGCCCCCUGUCCUAUGAGAAUCCCAGAAGGCUCUUACUCCCCGUGGAGAAGCAACUAUGUCCAGCCAUUCAGAAACUCAUGGUUAGGAGCACAGGACUGCACCCGCUGCCACAGCAUCCUCAACAGUGGCCCUGUGAAAGUGGCAGCCCCGGGCAUGCAAGGGGAGUUCUCCCUGGUCCUGUCCACCUGGGGUCACCCUGGAACGGUGGGACUGCACACUGUGCACAGAGCACUUGCAGAAGCCGCCAGCUGCUAGAGCAGCUUCAAGGUGCUUCUAGGUCAGCACAUAAGGAUAAGCCCUGUGCACCUGCCAGUCCGGCUGCGGCCACUCAGGUGGCUCCGUGCCAAAGUGUGGCGCACUCACAGCUGGUGUAUUUCAGUGGCCCCCUUCCUCCUCCCACACCAGGACAUCAGGCUCUCAGGAAGGAGCAGUGUGCACUGCCAGCGCAAGCGCUGUCCCUGUCUGGCCACCAGGAGAGCGGCCCCAGUGUGCUCCCUACUCAGGAGCUGCUGAGAAAGCUCCAGGUAGUACAUCAGGGGCAGCAGCCACAGGUGGCCCCCCAGCCAGCCCUGGCAGCCAGGUUCCCCGUGUCAGCCCCUGGCUCGGGGACAGAAAAGCCCUUGGAAGCCUGGGCCAACAAGACAGCCAGCAUGGAGAAACAGGCUCCUCUUCCUCAGUUCACCUGUGCCCCACUGAGGGAGACUGAUAGUGGACUCAUGCCCCUAGAAGGCCAAGAACUUGCUGCUGCCUCCUCCAGCCUCCUUCUGCCCCUGCAGAACUGGGAAUCCGCCACUGUGGCCAGCAAGCCCCUCACCAGGCUGCAGCUCCAGGAAGCACUGCUGCACCUCAUCCAGAAUGACGACAGCUUCUUAAGCAUAAUCUAUGAAGCCUAUCUCUUCAGUGUGACACAAGCAGCCAUGAGAAAAGCCACUUAACCAACUACGGGAGAACAAAGACUGAGAAUUUGUUUUCUAGGCCCUUCCUGUGAACUGUGUGACCAAACACAUUUCUGCCUUUUUAACAAAAUAUAGUAAUGCAAAGUUAAAUGGUUUUGUACUAUCGAAUAUCUUGGGGUUUUUUGUUCUUGUUUUUGAAGAAUCAAAUCCUCCUGUAUACUAAUUGAGUGCAUAGAUUGUUUAGGUUCAGGUCACAUAAGAUUAAUUUUUCCUACAUUUAUAAGGCCUUUUUAAGAACUGGACUCUUCGUAGGAGGGGAUGUUCUCAGAGCUGUUUAUUAAUAGCUCAAGCUAAAGAGAGCAAUUUCCUAGUGUUGGCUCUGUGUGCCAUGGUGCUUGAUAACCACCAGGGGGCAAUGUUACCCCACAAGUUACCUACUAAGGGUUUCCUGAGCUCUUGGAAGCAAUGAUGACUUUGUUAACAAAGUCAGACUUUCAUUUGUAAAGCUCCAUUUGGCAUGUUUGAUCUAAGCCUUUGGAGAGAAUAUCUUUCUGAAGGUAUUUCUAGCCAGGUGUCAACAGUGGCCCAAGGCUUGAGGCAAUACUAACAUUUCCCAAUUCAGGCUACUUCUUGGGACACAAAAAGUAGGAUCGGCCUGCUCUUGGUUCCAGCAGACACUCACAUUUAGAAAAUGUGCUGAAGGGGAGGUAGCAUGAGACUAGGUAGGGGCUGUGCAGGGGCAGAAGAUUCUCCAGGCUGUAGCAGUCCUGUUGCCGGGUCAUGUGCAAAGAGACCAGGAGCAUAAUCCUAGAGGGAGGCAGGAGAGCCUUGCUGUCCCUAAAGGGCACAUGUGGACAUUGGCCCUGCUGCGUCUGCACAAAGAAUAAAGCUUCGUGAUUUUAGCGUCUUAGUAAUUCCUGAAUCAUAAAAGGGUCUUUGGCCUAGAGCUUCCUAGAAGAAUCUUAUUCUUUUUAUGGAGAAUUUAAAAUGGAGGCCCAGGUGGGGUGGGGUGGGGUGGGGUGUCCUUACAGCUUUGGCUCUGCUCAUCCAUCCCAGCAGCAGGAGGAGCACGACCUGUCCUGUAUGACCGCAGGCAUGCUUUGCCCUAAAGAAGAACGGAGGGCUGAAGAGGAACUGAGCUCUGCUGGUCCUCACUGUGCACUGUGCCUUGACCUACAUCUACCGUGUCAGCCUCUGGAAGGGAUGUCUCCCAUAUCACCCAACACUUCUAUGAGCCGGUAUAAGUCUCUCGAAUACUCAACAGUAAUUAUACGCAUCUCUGUAGGAGAAUGAAGCAAGAGACGUCCAUGGUUCUAUGGUCCUAAAUCAGUAAAAACAGCAUCAUGUUGGUAACAUGUCUACUAAACUUGGAGCAAUAUUAGGCUGGCAGUGUAUCUCUCGGAUAGGGCACUUGCCUAUAUAAGGUUCUGGGUCAAAUACCUCACACUUAAAAAAAUGUUAUUUAGCCAGUUACCAGUCUUUUAAAAUGUGGUUUGGUGAUAAAUAAAAUAAAAUAAUGGAAGACAUUUAAAAACUGUA